This is a messenger RNA of Rhinichthys klamathensis goyatoka, 4395 nucleotides long. It is a transcript of the gene fmnl2a, whose product is annotated as formin-like 2a. Gene Ontology annotation, molecular function: small GTPase binding; actin filament binding. NCBI's taxonomy places the organism in Eukaryota, Metazoa, Chordata, Actinopteri, Cypriniformes, Leuciscidae. The coding region runs from base 269 to 3523 and encodes 1084 amino acids. The record is from RefSeq and is a predicted model, not a curated record. Gene Ontology annotation, biological process: cortical actin cytoskeleton organization; regulation of cell shape; cell migration. Gene Ontology annotation, cellular component: cytosol. The transcript has 27 exons.
GCUGAAGUGCGUUUCAGAGACUGAAUCAUGAAGAACAGAAAAGCUCACUGGGAGUGGUGCGGACAUUGUGCAAUAUGCGAAUAGGACACGUUAUGUGCGCUCUUGUUGCCUCUGUGGAGUUAUAAUGCAGCUGCUCACAGACCCUGCUGCUGACCUCCAUGAAGUGUUCAAGCUCAGAUAAAGUCGGACAGACACUGUAAACGGAUACUGGGAACACGUACAGGACAAACCCGCAGAAUAAGAGUGUGAUUGUAAUACUGGAGGAGAGAUGGGGAACGCUGGGAGUAUGAACCAACACACGGACCCCCGAGGACACCACAUGCCCCUCAAACUGCCCAUGCCCGAGCCGGCGGAGCUGGAGGAGAGAUUUGCGCUCGUUCUGAACUCAAUGAACUUACCUCCAGACAAAGCAAGAUUACUACGGCAGUACGACAAUGAGAAGAAAUGGGAACUCAUUUGUGAUCAGGAACGAUUCCAGGUGAAGAAUCCUCCUCACACAUACAUCCACAAGUUACAGAGUUAUCUUGACCCGGCCGUGACCAGAAAGAAGUUCAGGAGGAGAGUGCAGGAGUCGACGCAGGUCCUGCGGGAGCUGGAAAUCUCAUUACGAACCAAUCACAUCGGGUGGGUGCGGGAGUUCCUGAAUGAGGAGAAUAAGGGUUUGGAUGUGUUGGUGGAGUAUCUUUCGUUUGCACAGUAUGCUGUCACGUAUGAUGGUGACAGUUCUGAGAACAGCACAGAUAACUCGGUGGAUAAAUCUAAAGCCUGGAGUCGAUCGAUUGAAGAUCUGCAUGGAGGGAACAGCCUCUCAUCAGCUGUCACAGGCAACAGCAUCUCCAGAACCAGCAGACAUUCAACGUUAAGGUCUAAUAAUACGUUAUCCAGCCGGAGGACAUUGAAGAAUUCCAGAUUAGUCUGUAAGAAAGACGAUGUCCAUGUGUGCAUCAUGUGCCUACGAGCCAUCAUGAACUACCAGUAUGGCUUCAACAUGGUCAUGUCUCACCCUCAUGCUGUGAAUGAAAUUGCACUGAGUCUGAACAAUAAGAAUCCCAGGACUAAAGCUCUGGUGCUGGAGCUGCUGGCCGCCGUGUGUCUGGUUCGAGGAGGUCAUGAGAUCAUUCUCUCAGCUUUUGAUCACUUUAAAGAGGUGUGUUCAGAAGAUCAGCGGUUUGAGAAACUCAUGGAGCAUUUCAAGAAUGAAGAUAAUAAUAUCGACUUCAUGGUUGCCUGUAUGCAGUUCAUUAACAUUGUGGUUCAUUCUGUGGAAGACAUGAAUUUUAGAGUGCACUUACAGUACGACUUCACAAAGCUGGGCUUGGACGAAUAUCUGGACAAACUGAAGCACACCGAGAGUGAUAAACUGCAUGUGCAGAUUCAAGCGUACCUGGAUAACGUGUUCGAUGUCGGGGCUCUGUUGGAGGACGCCGAGACCAAGAACGCAGCGCUGGAGAGAGUGGAGGAACUUGAGGAGAACAUGUCUCAUCUGACAGAGAAGUUGCAGGACACAGAGAAUGAGGCGAUGGCGAAAAUCGUUGAGCUGGAGAAACAACUCAUGCACAGAAAUAAAGAGCUGGAGUCUAUUCGGGAGGUGUAUAAAGACGCCAGCUCUCAGGUGCACACACUACGGCGGAUGGUGAAGGAGAAGGACGAGGCCAUUCAGAGGCAGUGCAACCUGGAGAAGAAGAUCCACGAGCUGGAGAAACAGGGAACCAUCAAGAUCCAGAAGAAAGGGGAUGGGGACAUAGCCAUCCUGGCGUCCCCUCCUCCGGGGAACGGGCAUCUACCAGGGUCAGAGGGUGUAGUUGGGCUGUCCGGUGAGGGCCUGGUCAGUCACACAGGUGUGGCUAACGGGACGGCUCAUGGUGUGUCCAUGCCUGAACCUCCACCACCCCCUCCUCCUAUGCCGGCGACAGUACCAAACGGUCUCUCUGCUGCUCCAGCACCAGCACCCCCUCCUCCUCCUCCUCCUCCUCCUCCUCCUCUUCCAGGUCCUGGUGUGGAUAUAUCUGCCCCAAUGCCUCCUCCACCCCCCCCAAUGGCCCCUCCACUUCCAGGCUGCGGAUCACCAACCGUCAUCAUGAACUCAGGACUGGCAGCUGUGAAGAUUAAGAAACCCAUCAAGACUAAGUUCCGUAUGCCGGUGUUUAAUUGGGUGGCGCUGAAACCCAAUCAGAUCAACGGCACUGUGUUCAACGAGAUCGAUGACGAGAGAAUACUUGAGGAUCUGAAUGUGGAUGAGUUUGAGGAGAUGUUUAAGACGAAAGCACAGGGUCCAGCCAUAGACCUCACCUCCAGCAAACAGAAGACCUCUCAGAAAGGACCAAACAAAAUCUUGCUGCUGGACUCCAACAGGGCUAAAAACCUGGCCAUCACCCUCAAAAAAGUGGGCAAGACAUCAGAGGAGAUCUGCAGAGCCAUCCAAGUGUUUGACCUGCGGACGUUGCCGGUGGAUUUCGUGGAGUGUUUGAUGAGGUUCAUUCCAACGGAAGCGGAGCUGAAAGUUCUGCGUCAGUACGAGAAGGAACGCAAACCUCUGGAGAACCUGACAGACGAGGAUCGCUUCAUGAUCCAGUUCAGCAAGAUCGAGCGUCUCAUGCAGAAGAUGACCAUCAUGGCAUUCCUGGGGAACUUCACCGAGAGCGUUCAGAUGCUCACUCCGCAACUUCAUGCCGUUAUUGCAGCAUCGGUCUCUAUUAAGUCCUCUCAAAAACUCAAGAAGAUUCUGGAAAUCAUCCUGGCUCUGGGGAACUACAUGAACAGCAGUAAAAGAGGAGCGGUGUACGGCUUCAAACUGCAGAGCUUAGACCUGUUAUUAGACACUAAAUCAACAGAUCGCAAGGUCACUCUUCUGCACUAUAUAGCAAAUGUAGUGAAGGAAAAAUACCAGCAGGUGUCGCUCUUCUAUAAUGACCUGAACUAUGUGGAGAAAGCUGCCGCAGUGUCUCUAGAGAAUGUCUUGUUAGACGUGAAGGAGAUGCAGAGAGGGAUGGAUCUGACCAGGAGAGAGUACAGCAUGCACGGCCACAACACAAUGCUCAAAGACUUCAUACAGCAGAAUGAGAAUAAACUCAAAAAACUUCAGGACGAUGCCAAGAUCGCUCAGGAUGCCUUUGAUGAAGUGGUGAAAUUCUUUGGAGAAAAUGCCAAAACAACACCACCGUCUGUGUUUUUCCCAGUGUUUGUGCGCUUUGUGAGAGCAUACCGGCAAGCAGAGGAGGAUAAUGAACAGAGGAAAAGACAUGAGCAGAUGAUGAUGGAGAAGCUGAUUGAGCAAGAAGCUAUGAUGGAGCAAGAGGAUCAGAAGUCUCCCUCUCAUAAGAAUAAGCGUCAGCAGCAGGAGUUGAUCGCAGAGCUGAGGAAGAAGCAGGUGAAGGACAGCAGACACGUGUAUGAGGGUAAAGACGGAGCCAUCGAGGACAUUAUCACAGCCUUAAAGAAGAAUAAUAUUACUAAAUUUCCCAAUGUGCACUGGAGGGUAAGGAACUCUUCCAGUAGUACCCCACUGGAUGCUACUCAGACCUGAUCUGAGAAACCAGCCGUACAGGCGCGCUGACGCCGUCAGGAGGAGCGUUCGAAGACGAUUUGAUGAUCAGAAUUUGCGGCCAAUCAACAGUGCAGAGAUGGUCAUGUGACGAGGGCAAAGGGGAUGUGAUUGGAUGGGCUGGAGGAGUGGAGGUGGAGCUAACUGCUCCCGAACAAAAUAAUGAAGGACUGAUGAAGAUGACAGCAGGUCUGAAAGUCAAGUGCCUAUAUUUAACAUCUGUCCCAUCAGGUGUUGAAUCAUACAUGUGUUUUAGUCAUAGUCUUCUGUCUGUGAUUUAUUUUUAUAUGACAAACAGUGUCUUUUAUCCUAUGGCGCUUAAAAUGUAGAUGGCGAGAUCGUGUUUUUCUCAAGAAAGUGUCAGAAUGUAAAACUGUUCCAACACUUUAUGUAUCAUGAACCUGUACAAAGGCCUCUUACAUUCCAGUGCUUUCGCCCCAGAUCAAAAUCGACCAAUCGUGUGUUCUCUGAAUGACUAAUCUAUUAGUCGGUCUUAAAGAAGCCCUGCAUUGGGUCCGUCAGACCCUGUUUUUUAUCGGGCUGGUCACAUGGUGCACAUUCUUGUCUUUAAAGAAAAACGGAAGGAGCCCAAUAGGUUGGAAUGCAGCUUGAGAAGCAUUUUGAAAAGUUUAACUACGUUAAAUGUUGUAAAAAUGCAAUGUCGAUUGGCUUGAUAUGGUGCAUUAUCUGUGACUCAACGGUCAAAGAUAAUAACAAGAACAUUUCUCACAGAAGGUGGUUUGAAGUCCAGUAGUUAAGUAUUUAAAUGUGUUGUUGAUGAAUUUGUUACAUAAAUGGUGCUAUAAAGGAUGAAUUUGGAGACGUGGCUUCUGAAAGAGGGUUUUACCGUGCCG